This is a messenger RNA of Chondrus crispus (carragheen), 576 nucleotides long. RefSeq lists its product as hypothetical. The transcript has a single exon. The record is from RefSeq and is a predicted model, not a curated record. Lineage: Eukaryota; Rhodophyta; Florideophyceae; Gigartinales; Gigartinaceae. Bases 1 to 576 code for a protein of 191 amino acids.
AUGCGGCUACCAUCGGUCCUUGCGCGCUGCUCCCCCAAGCUUUGCAUUGUGCGUUGCCGUUUCUAUUGCGGCUUAUUAUGUCGUCUCCCACGCAUGCCACUUUCCUACGCAUGCCGCCGAGUCACCCUCGAAUUAUGUUUUGACCUCAAACGUUGCAUCCUGUUGUGCACAGCCGUGUCCCCCCACGCCGGCCGCCAGGCAUUCGCAACAUCCUGCUUUGCAUCAUACAAUACUGUAUUGCAUCUCGCAGGCGUGCCAACAAACCUGGGCGCUCACCACCACUGUUGUAGAGCGGAAAGGAGGUGGACUGGCGACAAUUCCCCCCUCCCCUGCUCAGAUCACUCAGUGCACGCCAGAGACAUGCCAUGCGCGCAGUUCGUUAAGACCAGGCAGCCAUCGUCCAGCAGGCCCGCACUCGCUCAUUUCGCUCGUCGGCUAGAGGCGAUAGUAGCAAGGCACGCACGUGGUUGGAUGCCUUUUAAAAAGGUUGAGGCCAGUUUCAUUGGAACGGGGUUUGCUGGUGCUUCUUGCUGGGUUGUCGUGACUCCUACCGUUGUAUCGCUAUUCGUGCGAUAG